This is a messenger RNA of Aspergillus tanneri, 2751 nucleotides long. It is a transcript of the gene SEC21, whose product is annotated as coatomer subunit gamma. Lineage: Eukaryota; Fungi; Ascomycota; Eurotiomycetes; Eurotiales; Aspergillaceae. Gene Ontology annotation, molecular function: structural molecule activity. Gene Ontology annotation, biological process: intra-Golgi vesicle-mediated transport; protein secretion; endoplasmic reticulum to Golgi vesicle-mediated transport. Gene Ontology annotation, cellular component: endoplasmic reticulum; Golgi membrane; endoplasmic reticulum-Golgi intermediate compartment. The record is from RefSeq and is a predicted model, not a curated record. Bases 1 to 2751 code for a protein of 916 amino acids. The transcript has 6 exons.
AUGAGUUACAUCAAGAAGGAUGAGGACGCCGACCAGACCAUGAUUAAGCUGGAUCGCACCUCCGUAUUUCAAGAUGCACGAUUGUUCAAUACUUCCCCGAUCUCCCCUCGAACAUGCCGCACUCUCCUGACCAAGAUUGCGGUGCUCCUUUUCACUGGGGAGCAGUUCCCCACAAACGAGGCGACUACCCUCUUCUUCGGUAUCUCCAAAUUGUUCCAGAAUAAGGACCCCUCGUUGCGGCAGAUGGUCUAUCUCAUCUUGAAAGAGUUGGCAAACACUGCGGAGGAUGUGAUCAUGUCCACCAGUAUCAUCAUGAAGGACACUGCGGUCGGUAGUGAUGUCGUCUACCGGGCCAAUGCCAUCCGUGCUUUGUGCCGCAUUAUUGAUGCUACUACGGUACAAGGGAUUGAGAGAUUGAUCAAGACCGCCAUUGUCGACAAGACCCCGUCUGUUUCCUCCGCCGCCCUGGUAUCUUCUUAUCACCUUCUUCCGAUCGCCCGUGAUGUUGUCCGCAGAUGGCAGAGUGAAACACAGGAAGCCGCCUCUUCCUCGAAGCAAUCGACCGGUUUCCUUGGUUUUGGUGGUAGCUCUCAAGCCCAUGCUAUCUCCCAGUCCAAUUUCAUGACUCAGUACCACGCGAUUGGUCUUUUAUAUCAGAUGCGCUCGCACGACCGAAUGGCAUUGGUGAAGAUGGUCCAACAGUAUGGUGCUGCGGGUGUGGUCAAGAGCCCUGCUGCGUUGGUCCUGCUGGUGCGGUUGGCGGCGAAGCUGGCAGAGGAAGACCCGAGCUUGAGGAAACCUAUGAUGCAGAUGCUUGAUGGCUGGCUCCGACACAAGCAUGAGAUGGUCAACUUCGAAGCGGCAAAGGCAAUUUGCGACAUGCGAGAUGUCACCGAUGCGGAAGCCUCCCAGGCGGUCCAUGUCCUGCAGCUGUUCCUGUCCUCCCCCCGAUCUAUCACCAAGUUUGCGGCAAUUCGUAUCCUCCAUAAUUUCGCAAGCUUCAAGCCGCACGUGGUGAACGUGUGCAACCCUGACAUAGAGUCGUUGAUCUCGAACUCCAACCGCUCCAUCGCGACCUUCGCGAUCACCACCCUCCUCAAGACCGGCAACGAGGCCAGCGUCGAUCGCCUGAUGAAGCAGAUUUCUGGAUUUAUGGCCGAUAUCACGGAUGAAUUCAAGAUCACCAUUGUUGAGGCUAUCCGCACACUCUGUCUGAAGUUCCCCAGCAAGCAGGCGGGUAUGCUCGCGUUCCUGAGUGGAAUCUUGAGGGACGAGGGCGGUUACGAGUUCAAACGUAGCGUUGUUGAGAGCAUGUUUGACCUCAUCAAAUUCGUUCCCGACAGCAAGGAAGACGCGCUCGCCCACCUCUGUGAGUUUAUUGAGGAUUGUGAAUUCACCAAGCUGUCCGUUAGAGUUUUGCAUCUCCUUGGUGUUGAAGGCCCGAAGACUUCGCAUCCCACCAAGUAUAUCCGUUAUAUCUAUAACCGUGUCGUGUUGGAAAACGCCAUUGUCCGGGCUGCGGCAGUCACAGCCUUGGCUAAAUUUGGUGUGGGACAAAAGGAUCCGGAAGUGAAGUCGAGUGUCUCCGUUCUUCUCACCCGCUGUCUAGAUGAUAUUGAUGACGAGGUGCGCGACCGUGCUGCCCUCAACCUGCGGUUGAUGUCCGAAGAGGACGAGACAGCAUUGGUUUUUAUCAAGAAUGAAUCCAUGUAUUCACUUUCGACCUUCGAACAUCAGCUCGUGAUGUAUGUGACGUCGACGGAAAAGCAAACGUUCGCCGCAGCGUUUAAUGUGGCUACAGUCCCAGUUGUUACACAUGAACAAGCGUUGGCCGAAGAACGGACCAAGAAGCUCACGACCGCGACACCCACACUCAAGGCUCCAUCCACUGGACCUCCCAAGGGCAAGGCAAACGGCGUGGCCGAAGCAGCCACUGCAGCAGCCACUCAAAAGUACGCGGAGCAGCUUAUGCAGAUUCCAGAGCUCAAAGAGUAUGGAACGUUGCUCAAGUCCUCUGCUCCCGUCGAACUUACCGAAAGCGAGACGGAGUACGUCGUCACCGCUGUCAAGCACGUCUUUAAGGAGCACGUUGUUCUGCAGUACGAUAUCAAGAACACACUUCCUGAUACUGUUCUGGAAGACGUGACUGUGGCGGUGGCACCAUCAGAGGAAGACAUCCUGGAGGAGGAGUUCAUCGUUCCUGCCCCUAAACUCCCCACGAAUGAACCCGGCAUCGUAUAUGUUACGUUCAAGAAGCUUGCUGGCGAGCAUAGUGUCCCAGUCACCUCGUUUACAAACGUCCUGAGGUUCACCAGCAAAGAAAUCGACCCUACAACAGGCGAGCCCGAGGAGAGUGGUUACGAGGACGAAUACCAAGUCGAAGACCUGGAACUCACAGGCAGCGAUUACGUCAUCCCUACAUUCGCAGGCAGUUUCGACCAUGUCUGGGAGCAGACCGGUGCGAAUGGGGAGGAAGUCAGCGAGACUUUGCAACUCAGCAAUAUGAAGGGUAUUUCAGAUGCCACCGAACAACUUAUCUCCGCACUCUCCUUGCAGCCACUUGAAGGCACUGAUGUGGCACUAAACAACAGCACUCAUACUCUCAAACUGUUCGGUAAGACGGUAUCCGGCGGCCGUGUCGCCGCCUUGAUCAAGAUGGCAUUCUCCAGCAAGGCUGGUGUGACAACGAAGAUCACCGUCCGGGCAGAGGAAGAAGGUGUUGCGUCCGCCGUGAUUGCGUCUCUCUCCUGA